Messenger RNA from Coregonus sp. 'balchen', 6036 nucleotides. The record is from the annotation of a GenBank genome assembly. Lineage: Eukaryota; Metazoa; Chordata; Actinopteri; Salmoniformes; Salmonidae.
AUGCCUUUCGGUAACACCCACAACAAGCUGAAGAUGAACUACUCCGCAGAGCAGGAGUACCCCGACCUCAGCCAGCAUAACAACCACAUGGCCAAGGUGCUCACUCCAGAGAUGUACGCCAACCUGAGGGACAAGGAAACUCCAAGUGGAUUUACAGUGGAUGAUGUCAUUCAAACUGGGAUUGAUAACCCGGGUAAAUAGCCAUUGCUUUGUCGACUUUAGUCUCAAGACGUCUGUGUUGUGCAGUUUCGAUGUGAAGUGUGUAGAAAAUGGGAGGGCAGAGGGCUUUAUUUAUAGCCCAGCCACUCAUCCGGUGCUUGGAUGUUGCAAUGUGAAUCACGUACCUUGUGAAAAACCUCCUCUGUUUAAAUGGUGAUCUUGUUGCCAAGGGCCUGUGCUAUGGCCACUAAUGAAAUGUUCCGUAAAAAACAAGGAAUGCAUUAUUUUUUUGCCCUGUCUAGCAUUAAAGGAGCAAUCAGCAUUUGAAACAAUAAGAAAGCGUCUUCCCUGUUUCGGGAAACUUUUUAAAAAAUAGUUUUAACCAUGUCUUGAGGAUGUAUAGUGUAUGUUUACAUAAAACAAGCUUAUAUUUUGGGUUCUGAUGGGGUACGACGAAUCAAAUGGGUACAAAAAAUUGAUAUAGCAACUGCAGAUUGCCCUUUUAAGCAUAGAACCUAAUGGAGGUAUACAUGUAUUAGGACUGAUGUGGGAACCAUGGCAACAGGCCUAUUUAUUGUUCUAAUUUAUUACAGCAGCAUCACCAACGACCUUUGCUGAGCAAGGUCAAAUCCAUUAUUUGUCUACAUAGAACCAUUGCUGAGCAAGUGACAUUACAGACAAGGUUGAGGCCUUGCAUUUUAUUCCCCUCGAUUUCAAGGUUGUAGAGUCAUGUCUCUUUAAACCCUGAAUUACGGUGGCUUUGAAUUAUCAUCUAGUCCAGGGACCAAUUACAUUCAGCCUGAUCCUAUUUUUUACGAAUGGACAGGGGGGCUGGAAAAUAAUUAUAAAUAAAUAGCUCAGGUGGUAGAGCAUGGCGCUUGCAACGCCAGGGUUGUGGGUUCGUUUCCCACGGGGGGCCAGUAUGAAAAAUGUAUGCACUCACUAACUGUAAGUCGCUCUGGAUAAGAGCGUCUGCUAAAUGACUAAAAUGUAAAAAAUGUACACUGCAGAUUAACCACAAGAAGCCCAAACUAAUAGUAUUUAGCCAAAAACAUAAUUUCAGACCUUGAUUACAUUGGGAUACGAUCACAUAUGUCUCUUUUUAUGUGUGGUAAUACUUGGGAAUAGAUUUCCGGGUAACACUUUACAUUAAGUUCUCUUAAUAAGCCAUUUAUAAACAGUUUGUAAAGAGUUUACUUACCAUUUAAUCAUUGCUCCUACAUUUGUAACUGUCAAUAAGCAGUCUCUAAAUAGUAAUUUAUGCAUUUAUAAACACUAUUUUAAUUAAACUGCCUUUUUCGUCAGCAUGCUAGGCUAGCUGAUGCUAAAGCAGCCCAUUGGAUUCCAUGAAAAUGGGAAGCCUAGUGUUGGGCUGCUUUAGCAUUAGCUAGACUAGCAUGCUGACGAAAAAGGCAGCUUAAAAUAGUGUUUAUAAAUGCGUAAAUUACUAUUUAGAGAUUGCUUAAUACAUUUUUACAUUUUAGUCAUUUAGCAGGCGCUCUUAUCCAGAGCGACUUACAGUUAGUGAGUGCAUACAUUUUCACACUGGCCCCCCUGUGGGAAACGAACCCUCAACCCUGGCGUUGCAAGUGCCAUGCUCUACCAACUGAGCUACAGGGGACUAUUGACAUUGCUUAUUGACCAAAAAAACUUGGUGGGCCAAUUUGGGGAACCCUGAUGUAGGCCUUGCAUUUGAUGAGCUCUAUUGCAGUCCCCUACUACAGCAUCCAGUGUAACUAAGCAUUAAACAGCUGAAGAUGAGUGCCGGUAUGCAAACCUUAGUCACCACAACCUUACGGUCUUCUUAACCCUUGACAUGUACAACAUUAUGAAUAUCAACACAAAAUGUGUAAUAAUGCCCAAUGGCUUCACCGUAGAUUGUGUUAUUCCGACAGGCGUCUGCCUAUGGAGGGUGGCUAAAGAUAUUAUUGGAUAUAAGACCCAUGCGACUGCAGGCACAACUGACCACCAUUUUAUAGAAAAUUCCAAAACCAAUUACUGUCAAAACCAAUGCAAGUGCAUUUUGUCAGUGAAAUCGUCACUUGGAUCGAUGCAACCACCAUUUUGUGUCCAAAGGCCCAGUUUCACCCUUUUUCUAUUCUAUUUCAGGCCAUCCCUUCAUCAUGACAGUGGGCUGUGUGGCUGGAGACGAGGAGACGUACGAGGUGUUCAAGGAGCUGCUGGACCCCGUCAUCGAAGACCGCCACGGUGGAUACAAGCCCUCAGACAAACACAAGACCGACCUGAACCCAGACAACCUUGUGGUAAGGACACACACACCAAAUCUCCACACACACUCACCACGCUGAAUCAUCAAACACACACAGUGAAUCCCAAAACACCCCCUCUCCCCUACCAACUUGCUCGAAGGGCCCUCCGUAGUCACGUGUUGCUGACGAAACUAAGAGGGUGACUUCCAGAGAGUGGCGAGGGGAUCAAUAGACCCAUCAACUUCGGGACACACUCGUGACUUGAAUGAUGCAAUUCAUUGUUCUACUUUUCAAUAAUAAACAUGCAUGAAAUUAAAAAUCUACAAAUCCCUCCUGUCAUUUUACAAGAUAUAAACAUCAGUAACAGUUAAACAUGUCAUUUGGGAGGUAUUUCAUUUGUUACAUGUGUGAAGUCUCAAACUCAGACAAACAAAGCCUGCAGCCUUGCUGGCUCGGUCGAAGUGGCUAUCUGACGGUCUAAUUAGCCCCUACACCCUCUAUAAUUUUCCGUCCCUCAGCUUUUGCCGGAGGCUCGCGUGAAUGCGCAAAUGGAGGGCCGAGGGGAAGGGGGUGAGUUGGGAUUCAACCUCUGUCUCAAUCUCCACACACCCUGAAUCACCACAUAGGCACCUACAAACUCCCAAGGGAGGCCUUGAUGAGUCAAUGUCGUAAACGGUGUGGUCAGCACUAUUCACGAAGUUCAGGAAACCAAUAUGAAAUGGAAUUCAGUCAAAAUCCAUAUUGGUCAAACUGGCCAUACGGCCCAUUGUUUUCAAACCUCCUUGUACCCCAAUCCUGGUUUAUACAGUCAAAACCAAAUGUGUAUUCCUGUUAGCUUUCAUGCUAAUUGCUAACACGGCUCUUGCCAUUAUUUUGUUAGGGUGGGGAUGACCUGGACCCCAACUAUGUCCUGAGCUCCAGAGUGAGAACUGGUAGGAGCGUCCGCGGCUUCUGCCUCCCCCCACACUGCAGCCGUGGGGAGCGACGUGCCAUUGAGAACAUGGCCAUCGAAAGUGCGUAACGAGACCCUCUCCUCCAAUUCCAUGGCCUUAUUUGUGUGCCGAUGCUGCCCCCUGGCAGCACCAAGUGUAACUGUAGCUUAAUCCUCCAAUUGAAAUGAUACCGCACUGUAAUUGGCUUGCUGCUUUUGACUGGCAUCGGUUAAGACUUACUUAUUCUGUAUGUUUUAUAUAAUGGAAUCAUUGACAAGAAUUGGCACAAAUAUGACCGCUUGAUUUGUCUAAUUCUUACAAAUAUGCAGUUUGCUUUACAUUUGGUGAAAAAGGAUGAGCACUUUCAUGUAGGCCAACUAGUUUUACUGAUAUUGGCAUGUUGUUUUUUCAGGUCUAGCCUCACUGGAUGGGGACCUCAAUGGCCAGUAUUACGCCCUGAAGAACAUGACAGACGAUGAGCAGCAACAGCUGAUCGAUGACCACUUCCUGUUCGACAAACCUGUGUCCCCCCUGCUGCUGGCGUCCGGGAUGGGCCGCGACUGGCCUGACGGCAGGGGCAUCUGGUGAGUUCCCCCGCUCUAGCCUUAGGGGCACCACAGGAGUUUUCUCCAUGUAAUCUUCCCCAGUCCAAAAUGACUUCCUUUUCCUUUCAUGAUGGCAGAUAAAUUGGAGGGUAGUUAGUUGACCGCUUCAAUGGUCUUAAUUUCACAGUAGGCCCCAUUAGAAGUUGUAUUGAAAAGGCCCCUUUUGGACCAUUUUAAAUCCACAUUCCAUACUCUAAAAAGACUGAGGAAUUUGCCCAAAUAGUGAUACACAGUUGAUAUGGGCUCUGAUGUAAAGUUUCCCCUAAGUACAGGUCUAGGAUCAGCUCCGCUCCUCCAUCCUAACCUUAACCAUUAGUGGGGUAAAAUAAAAAAACUGACCCACGAUCGGCGUCUAUGGACAACUUCACCUGUGUACCAACUGGAGGGUGCCUUUUAGUGAGAAUAAACCUGAUCGUUAUGUAAAAUGGUGUCUCCUUCCAACCGACGGUGAACCAAUAUGUUGUUUUUGUUGACAGGCACAACGACGGCAAGACCUUCCUGGUCUGGGUGAACGAGGAAGACCAUCUACGAGUCAUCUCUAUGCAGAAGGGAGGCAACAUGAAGGAGGUGUUCCACCGCUUCUGCACAGGCCUCACAAAGGUGUGUGUGGUGUGCGCUCAGGAUUCAAGGAUGUCAAAGUCCAGUCCAGUCAGAAAGGCACACAAUUAUAUAACAUUGAACGACACACCUAACAUUCAAAUAAAUGUUCAAAGCACACCACCGCUUUGGGGUUAAUUCCAUUUGGGAGACUACUUAAAAUGUAGUGCAAGAUUAAAACUGUCCCAAGAAAGGAUGUAACCUUUAAACUCAAACUAGAAAGUCCCCUACACUGCAGUUGCUUUCUCAACUCAAUGGUGCCACAUAAGUCAUAACCUUCGCCCCCUGACCCCUACAGAUCGAGAGCCUGUUCAAGGACAAGGGUCAUGAGUUCAUGUGGAACGAGCACCUGGGCUACGUGCUCACUUGCCCCUCCAACCUGGGCACAGGGCUGCGCGCCGGCGUGCACGUCAAGCUGCCCAACGUCAGCAAGCACGAGAAGUUCGGUGAGGUCCUCAAGAGGUUGAGGCUGCAGAAGCGCGGCACAGGUACGUACAUUUUCAACACCCCCCUCAACCCGGUUAGGAAAUGUGGAGGGGAAAUGCUGUCUAGCAGUUGUUAUUGGAUUUAAGCGAGCAUCCAGCGGAUCAGGAGUAUUGUCUAGUCUCACUAGGUUUUAUUUAUGAAGCAAUGUUUGUUACUGUGGGUGGCUAAAACAUUGUGCGUUCAAGAUGUCAAUGUUGAAUUGCAUCUGAAUCCGUGUACUUAAAUUGACAGCGUUAUGCUAAUCCAACAUGCCCCUACACCUUUGACCGAAAGCUGUAACUAUGGGUACAAUUCUCAUAAAUGUAUAGCACUUUCCACUAGGUCCCAACUCUCCGCUGUAUAGGACAGAGGUGGCCAACGCUCCUGGGGAGCUACCCUCCUGCAGGAUUUCCUUCCAGCCCUAGUCCUGUUUCGGUUAAGUAGCUGCUCCUCAGGCCCCCCGAAUAUAGUAGCUGAAAGGUGUUAUAGUAGGGCUGCCUGGAACUAAAACCUGCAUGCCCAGUGCUUCUCCAGGAGCAGGGUUGGCCUGUCACUCCUUGUCUUAUCCACCACCAUCAGAUUGUCUUUGGUACUGAACAUGUACGUUCUGGGUCUUCCCCCUCAGGCGGCGUGGACACCGCAGCAGUAGGCGGCGUCUUCGACAUCUCCAACGCCGACCGUCUGGGCUUCUCCGAGGUGGAGCUGGUGCAGAUGGUUGUCGACGGCGUCAAGACCCUCGUCGAGAUGGAGAAGCGCCUGGAGGGAGGCCAAUCCUUCGACGACCUGAUGCCCGACCAGAAGUGAACACGCUCACUCUGAAACCUUCUGACCUCUUCUCUCAUGUCUCCCCCUCUCCCCCCCCCCUCCUCACCAAUAUCUCCCCCUUGUCUCAAAAAACAAUAAUCUUAACUACAUCAAGGAAAUACACUCCGCCCGACGCAUUUAGUGGCACUAAAAAGUUAGAUGAGUCUUCCAUCUGUGUGAUGAAGGAUUUUGUAUCUGCUGUCUUGUUGCAAAAUAUUGGAUGGAUCUUAACUUGAAAUAAAAGUAUCUUUGCCCAAUGGAAUA